This is a messenger RNA of Eptesicus fuscus (big brown bat), 2716 nucleotides long. RefSeq names its product organic solute carrier partner 1 (gene OSCP1). The transcript has 10 exons. Lineage: Eukaryota; Metazoa; Chordata; Mammalia; Chiroptera; Vespertilionidae. The record is from RefSeq and is a predicted model, not a curated record. Bases 76 to 1215 code for a protein of 379 amino acids. Gene Ontology annotation, biological process: transport. Gene Ontology annotation, cellular component: cytoplasm; plasma membrane.
CGCGGUGGUCGGGCCUCCAGGUCUCUGGCUACCCAGCUUUGAGUCUCUUCGCCAUCUCUCCGUGCUUUCGGCAUCAUGUCGGUGCGGACGCUACCGCUGCUCUUCUUGAACUUGGGCGGGGAGAUGCUUUACAUCCUGGACCAGCGGCUGCGGGCCCAGAACAUCCCGGGAGACAAGGCCCGCAGAGUUCUUCAUGACAUCGUCUUAACCAUGUUCAACAAAAGCUUUAUAGAGGAAUUGUUAAAACCCCAAGAGCUGUACUCCAAGAAGGCCCUCAGGACCAUCUAUGACCGCCUGGCUCAUGCCUCCAUUAUGAGACUGAACCAGGCCAGCAUGGAUAAGCUCUAUGACCUGAUGACUAUGGCUUUGAAAUAUCAAGUACUGCUGUGUCCCCGUCCCAAGGAUGUGUUGCUGGUCACUUUCAACCAUUUAGAUACCAUCAAGGGAUUAAUCCAAGACAACCCAGCCCUCCUGCAUCUAGUGGAUGAGACUCUCCGGCAGCUGAUUGAAGUAUACGGGCAUCUCUCUGCGGGGGAGUUCCAGCUGAUCCGGCAGACGCUCCUCACCUUCUUCCAGGACCUGCACAUCCGGGUGUCCAUAUUUCUAAAGGACAAAGUUCAGAAUUCUAAUGGUCGCUUUGUGUUGCCAGUGUCUGGGCCUGUUCCCUGGGGGACUGAAGUUCCCGGACUCAUCAGGAUGUUCAACAACAAAGGCGAAGAAGUGAGGAGGGUGGAAUUCCCGCACGGUGGAAACUAUGUCACCGCGCCAAAGGAAGGUUCUUUUGAAGUUUAUGGAGACCGAGUCCUGAAACUAGGAACGAAUAUGUACAGUGUGAACCGGCCUAUGGAAACCCAUACAUCUGGAACAUCAAAGAACUUAGCUUCACAGACACAGCAAAACAUUGCUCCAAACCCUCUUGCUAAAGAAGAGCUGAAUUUCUUGGCCAAGCUGAUGGGAGGAAUGGAGAUUAAGAAACCCAGUGGCCCUGAGCCAGGAUUCCGGUUGAAUCUCUUUACCACCGACGAAGAGGAAGAACAAGCAGCGCUAACCAGGCCAGAAGAGUUAUCCCAUGAAGUCGUCAACAUACAAGCUACUCAGGACCAGCAAAGGAACCAAGAGCUGGCUCGGAUCAUGGGCGAGUUUGAGGUCAUGGACCAGCCAAGGUGGAGUGCCAACAAGGGGGAUGACUUGCUGGCCAUGAUGGACGAGUUAUAGCCGUGCGGACCGGGCACACCCCUCCGCUGCGGGAGAGGCUGCCUGAUGCGGGCCCUGGGGGGUGCAGAAGGGUGCUGCUAGUUCCCUGCUGAGUGAAGAAGCCAUAGUCCCUUGUUCCUGUUCAUGUGGGAAUGGACUGCUCAAGUCUCUCAGGAAGCACACUCUCUGGAAGGCUCGCACAUACACAUCUGUUCCCACUUUCCUUCUGCUUUAAUGACAACCAUGCAAGCAUCCUGAGCCACAGGUUCAAGCCUCGGAGUUGGUAAGGGGCGCUUCCUGCUUUCCUGUGGGGACCUACAGCUCACCGAUGCCUGUGAAUCGUCACCAAACUUCAGAGCUUUCUAGGAUGGAUCCUGCCUUGUGAGUCUGGAAUAAGUGGAAACGGCAGUUGCCUCAUGCAGUUGGGGCCCAGUUUAGACAGCUCUCCUCUCCCUGGCACCCUGGGAACUGUAACCUCAGGGGCAGGGGAAGCAAGGCCGUGUGAUGGGAGCACGCAUCUGGGUCCCACACAGAGCACGUGGGCACCCGCAGUUCUCUGCACAGCUCUCCAUCCAUACGUGGUGGGGGCUUCUCCCUUAUGGAGAUGCGCACCAAGGAAAUAGUGCUGCAUCCCCAGAGCCUUCCUCGGCCACUUAGUGUCCUUGCCUCCUAAAGACACCCAGCAUGGUGCGCCAGGACACCGUCUCCUCUGCCUCUCCGCCGUGGCCAAGCAGAGCCUUAAGUUGGAUUCAUGGGAGGCGCACGUGGUGAGUCAUUUUACCUCCCGUGUCCCAGAUGAGCUACUUCCCUGGGCUCAAUGCCAAGUGUAAUUGGGAUCCACGUAAAAUAUCAGACCGGGGCUGCCUUCAUUGUUUCAGGAAGGCCUGGGACUGAGUAACUGGUGGGCUCAGGGCCAGCUAAUGUCCAGAGGUCAAGGUCCAUCAGCCCUGUGAAGGAAUAUCCAGAAUGGCAGAGGGUAGGAGAGAAACGGAGCUGCGACGGUCAUCGCCUGAGAUUGGACCAACCACAGGGAGCACUCGGGCCCUCGCACCCUGGCAAGAGGGGAGGCAUACACUUCUGGAAUGUGAGGGCCAGGGAAGCUGUCCCUUAGCUUGCCUAGUGUUUGGUCACCGACAGGUAAAUCACCAAAUAAAUGUAAUUUGCCGCCUGCCCGUGAAAGUUACACUUCCUUGCCUACAAAGACGCCCCGAAAGGUCCUUUGGGGAGGAGAGACGUUUACUGUAAAACACCUGUUACAGGCUUGCAAACUGCCUUCUCCUUUAGUCGCUUUCAAGCACUCCGGGUGCUGGAUGGAAGGGAAGCUUCUGUCCAGUUCUGGGUCUGGCUCCACCGCGCUGCCACAAACCUGAACUUCACUUCUGCUCUGAGCCUGUCCCGGGACCUUGGAGGUUGGCCACAAGCUGCUGAGAAGCAGCAGCCUCCUCCCUCCACCUACUGCAGAGCGAUGCCGAGGGUUUCAAAUGUAUCUGUCCUCUCGGUAAAUAAACAAGAUACGGAUCUC